AUGAGCCACAUCCCGAUCUUCUGCUGGAUCCUCUCCACAGUUCUACAGAAGAUUCUGGAACAAACAGAACCAGAGCUGCCCCGGACUCUCACACAGAUGUACACCCACUUCCUGGUGGUGCAGGCCAAAGUCCAGAACAUCAAGUAUCACCAGGGAUCAGGGGAGGACCUUCACUGGACUCCAGAGACCAGGGAGAUGACCUUCUUCAGCUCUGGAGAGAACCUGCUGAAGACACCACACUCCUCUGAAAGUCCUAAGUUUGAGGCAGCCUUCUACUGCUCUGCUGUGGACCAGGCCUUACAGAGUCCAAAUGGACACCUGGACCUGUUCCUGCGCUUCCUCCUAGGACUGUCUCUGCCGACCAAUCAGAGGCUGCUGCAGGGUCUGCUGACUCACACAGGAAUUGAAGAGACCAAUCGGGAGACAGUAAAGUACAUCAAACAGAAGUUGAAUGAAAAGGGUCUGUCUGCAGAGAGAAGUCUGAACCUGCUCCACUGUCUGAACGAACUGAACGACCAAAGUCUGGUGAAGGACAUACAGUGGUACAUGAGAGAAGGAGAACUCACCAAGUUAAAUUCCAAUGCUGAGUGGUCGGCUUUGUCCUUCCUCUUACUGUCCUCAAACUCAGACCUGGAGGAGUUUGACCUGAGGAAAUACCAGGCCUCAGAGACAGGUCUCCUCAAUCUGCUGCCGGUGGUCAGAGUCUCCACCAAAGUCCUUCUUUGUGGCUGUGGUCUGUCUCCUCACAGCUGUGCUCCUCUGGCCUCAGUCCUCAGCUCCUCCAGUCUCACACAUCUGGAUCUCACUAACAACGACCUCCAGGACUCAGGAGUGGAGCUGCUGUGUUCUGGACUGAAGAGCGCCCCCUGCAGACUGGAGACUCUCAGGCUGUCUGGAUGUCUGGUCUCAGAGAGGGGCGGGGCUGCUCUGGCCUCAGCUCUGAGCUCCGCCUCCUCCCACCUGAGAGAGUUAGACCUCAGCUACAACCAUCCAGGACCCUCAGCAGAGCUCCUGACCGCUCUACGGGACGACCCCCACUGCCCCCUGCAGUCUCUCAGGUUGGAUCCUGCUGGAGAACAGUGGAUGGUCCCAGGUCUGAGGAAGUAUUCCUGUGAGUUUUCUCUGGAUCCAAACACAGCUCACAAAGUCUUCAAACUGUCUGAGGACAAACGGACAGUGACCUGUAUGAGAGAGAAUCAGCAGUAUCCAGAUCAUGAGGACAGAUUUACAGGCUGCUAUCAGAUCAUGAGCUGCACUGGCCUGAGGGGGCGCUGUUACUGGGAGGUGCAGUGGAGCGGGUGGGGAACUGAAAUAGCAGUGAGUUACAGAGGAAUCAGACGGAGAGGAAAGAGAGAGGAGUGUUGGUUUGGACGCAACGAUCAGUCCUGGAGUCUGAGGAUCUAUGAUGGACUUUACUAUUUCUAUCACAACAACAGACAGACCGUCCUGUACUCCUACUCCUCCUGCUUCCUUCUCUCAGGUCGAGUGUCUGUGUUCCUGGACUCUGAGGCUGGAUCUCUGUCUUUCUAUGAGGUUCGCUCUGAUGGAGAACUGCGCCACCUCCACACCUUCAGCUCCUCCUUCACUGAGCCUCUGUUUCCUGGGUUUGGACUCUGGUAUGAAGAUUCCUCUGUGUCUAUGGUGAAUCUGAAGAGAGCGCCAUAUGUGAAUCUUUUAUGAUAUAAUGAUUCUUUCUGUCAAAACACAUAAAAAUGGACUUUAAAAAUGACAAAACAAUUAACAAAAAUGCUGAAUAUGAAAUGUACGCAAGUUCUUCUGUUUCAAACUGCAGAAGAGUGAACAAGGACAUGGAGCGGUCUACAGAAGGAUAACAGUGUCUGAGAGUUUCAGAGGGACAUCACUGUUUACAUGAUCACAACAUGUUGGUGAACGUGAAUGAACUUUAACCCUUGUGCUAUCCUCAAAUGUGCACCUCUGAGGUUAAAACAAUUUCCAAAUAAAUAAAGAGCAUAAACACUACAAGGCACACGAAGAACAGAGACAAGGCCAAGUCACGUGACCGGGUCAAAUGGACCCACAUAUCCAUGGGUCCAUUUGACCCGGGCACAUUUUUACCCCUCUGUAUCCCUUUGAGGAUAGCACAAGGGUUAAAAACACAGAGGAGCACAUGUCCAAAUGAAACAGAACAAACUCCAGGUACGUUUGUGAUCAGGAAAUGACAUUAGAACAGGGUUAAAGAGACCACAGAACAUCUCUGCAUAUGAACAACACACAUCACUACAAGUUGAAGAAAUAAAAUGAUUGGGUGUAAUCGUGGACUCGAAAUGAACAUGGAGCAGCCACAUCGAUCACGUACUGAAAAAAAAAUGGGUCAAAGUGUGGGCAUGAUCAGACACUGUAGAAAAUGUCUCCCACAGUGGUCGAUCAAACGUCUAGUACAGUCAUUAGUUCUUUCUCAGAUGGAUUAUGCAUCUGUCAUUUGGUCAAACACAUGUGAGAGGAACUUGUACAGGUUACAUCGCUCAGAAUAAAGCAGCGCGGCUUGUUUUGAACU
Boleophthalmus pectinirostris (great blue-spotted mudskipper) is the source of this 2515-nucleotide messenger RNA. RefSeq names its product NACHT, LRR and PYD domains-containing protein 12-like. Gene Ontology annotation, molecular function: protein binding. The record is from RefSeq and is a predicted model, not a curated record. The coding region runs from base 1 to 1680 and encodes 559 amino acids. Lineage: Eukaryota; Metazoa; Chordata; Actinopteri; Gobiiformes; Gobiidae. The transcript has 6 exons.